This is a messenger RNA of Penaeus indicus, 1343 nucleotides long. RefSeq names its product replication factor C subunit 3-like (gene RfC38). The record is from RefSeq and is a predicted model, not a curated record. Gene Ontology annotation, biological process: DNA repair; DNA-templated DNA replication. The transcript is spliced from 9 exons. Bases 52 to 1242 code for a protein of 396 amino acids. NCBI's taxonomy places the organism in Eukaryota, Metazoa, Arthropoda, Malacostraca, Decapoda, Penaeidae. Gene Ontology annotation, molecular function: DNA binding; DNA clamp loader activity. Gene Ontology annotation, cellular component: nucleus; DNA replication factor C complex.
UUCCCGCGCGGGUUUGUUCGUCGUCGUCGUCCUCCUCCUCCUUCGCCAAAAAUGAGUUUGUGGGUUGAUAAAUACCGUCCUCGAGAGCUUUCCAAGUUGGAUUUCCACCUGGAGAAAGGGGCACAUCUCAAGAAGUUGAUGAUAGGGUUUAAAUCUCUGGGCCUUCUGGAGAGUUCUCAUUGGCAAGCUACACCAGUUCAUAAAGGUCCACUAUCAUCACUGGUAGAUUGUUGCAGACUAAAAACUACCUUAAGUGGACAUUUAUACCUACACAGAGAGUCCAGAGUUGUCUUCUUCUUCUUUUUAGGGGUGUCUUCAAUAGGUUCUUACCUCUUAAAAUUCUUGGGAGAUAAGCAGUCAUAUAAAAAGGUACCAUUACUGACUUCUCUCCUUAAACAGACACCCUCCAAGAAGAAGCUGGAGAUUGUAACAAUUGCCAGUAAUUAUCACAUAGAAGUGAAUCCCAGUGAUGUUGGCAUCUAUGACAGGGUCGUUAUUCAGGAACUCAUCAAGACUGUGGCAUCUUCACAGCAGCUGGAUACAAGUGGUCAAAGAGAAUUUAAAGUGGUUGUGCUAAAUGAAGUUGAUAAACUGACCAAAGAUGCUCAGCACGCCCUCCGUCGUACCAUGGAGAAGUACAUGGCAACUUGUAGGCUGAUUCUGUGUGCUAAUUCAACAUCCAAGGUCAUUCCGGCUAUCCGCAGUCGUUGUCUCGGUGUGAGGAUUCCAGCCCCCACAGUCGAGGAUGUUGUUAAAGUCCUACAGGCUGUGUGCAAGAAGGAGGGCUUGUCAUUACCAACUGAACUUGCCAAAAGAAUUGCUGAUAAGUCAAAUCGCAACUUAAGACGCGCCAUAUUAAUGUGUGAGGCUUGUAGAGUCCAACAAUACCCCUUUAGUCCUCAACAAGACAUUAGUAUCCCAGAUUGGGAAGUGUUCUUACAAGAAACAGCAGCAAAGAUAGUUGAAGAACAGAGUCCAAACAGACUGUUGGAUGUCCGAGGAAGGAUUUAUGAGCUGCUGACACAUUGCAUACCUCCGGAGGUUAUUUUCAAAGGCCUAUUAAAGGAGUUGGUCAGAAAUUGUGAUGGCGAAUUGAAGUGCGAAGUGACAAGACUAGCUGCCUAUCAUGAACACCGCCUGAAUCUCGGUUCAAAGGCUAUAUACCACAUAGAGGCCUUUAUUGCAGCAUUCAUGGCAAUUUACAAAAAAUUCUUAGAAGACAGUAUGUCAGCCAUGUUUUGAAAUAUUAUAUUCUUUAUUUCUUAGAUUUAGAAUGUAUUUUAGUUUUGUUUUUGUAUUUUUUGCAGAUGACAUCUUUUGUUUAAAUUUCACAAAAUAAAUGU